Ylistrum balloti is the source of this 2682-nucleotide messenger RNA. RefSeq lists its product as uncharacterized. Lineage: Eukaryota; Metazoa; Mollusca; Bivalvia; Pectinida; Pectinidae. The transcript has 11 exons. The coding region runs from base 1 to 2682 and encodes 893 amino acids. The record is from RefSeq and is a predicted model, not a curated record.
AUGGCCGCCAUCGUAGAUCAGGUGAUCGGCAUCAUCACCAAGCCGGCGUAUAAAAGAAAUGAGAUCGAAAUUGAAGCCAUCCUACCAUGGCUGCGGAAACGGAGUCUGCUGCUUCAGAAUCUGGACCGAGGAGUUUUACAAGAUAUCAUGAAGAACUGUACCUACCAAGCUUGUGAGAGGGACGAAAUAAUCAUUCGACAGGGAGAGAAGGGUGACAGGGAAUCGACAGUGGAUGUGGAACCGAGUUUCUAUGUUAUCCUGAGUGGAAGUGCCUCCGUGUACAUUGACCCGAGGAUGACGGGGGAGGAUGAAGGUGGUAUCGUUAGGGAAAAGACUCCCCCUCCCAAGGUCGUCGAAAAACCCAAAUCCGAGAACGGAGAAGAAGAUGACCAAGAGGAAGAAACUAACGAGGAGGACGAAGAAGCGGAGAGAAAACGACUGGAACAACAGGAGCAGGAGAAAAAACUCGUGCCUCUUGACAGGAACAAGUUUGGCAAGUUCAUCAUGACAUAUGAGCCUGGGAAAGCAUUCGGUGAAGUGGCACUCGUAAAACGUGAUGCUCUGAGGAAUGCCUCCAUCAUAGCGGACGAGACGUGUGAUCUGAUGGUGAUAGGCCAGGAUUUGUACGAACGUUCCCUUAAAGCUGACCAAGAAAAGGAGUUUGCUCAAAUCACAGCGUUCAUAGAUUCCCAUCCAUUCUUCUCAAACAUGUCUAGUAAAUUCAAGAAGUUACUGGAGAUGAGUCUACGGAAGGAAACGUACACAUUUGACACUGUCAUUAUAAAGCAAGGAGAACCACUGAUUGGCCUUCAUUUCCUCAUCAAGGGGCAAGCGAAGAUAGUAGCCGAGCCUCACAAACAUCCAAAGCAGUAUCCACAUCUAUGGCCUUUCGAGGCUGGCAUUGACAUCAUCUCGGUGGAAUUUGCACAUCUCAGGGAAGCGAGGCGGGCUGCUAUCCUUCGGAAAUACGACGAUCCUUCCGUUUGGGAGACUAAGACUGAGGAUACGAUCAUCAGAAGGGAACAGGGUUAUGCAGCUGUGGAAAAGUGGAUGAAGGAGAAACACAUAGAACUGUGUAGUGUGCAAUCAGGGGAAGUCCUGGGAGACAUAGAGACACUCAUGAACUUUACUACGUAUAUGCAAACAGUAAAAUGUACUGCCAACACGGAAGUGUACAUACUUGAUACAAAGAACUUCGAAAGACUAGUAGGCAAGCGAAAUAUAGCAACAAUAGAAAUCAUGCGUGCCAAAGUGAUAGAAAAACUCAAAACACGUGUGGAUUCAAAACAUGGCCAUUUAGUGCCUCUUUUGAAAUUUCUUCAUUUCAAAAUGAAUGAGCAGAGUUUGCCUCCACCACGAGAAUUACCGAAACUGAAAACUACAAAAGUGUUACCCGACAAAGAUGUACAAAACUUGUUCUUGCUACAAGCAUUUAAAUCUGGGAAAGCUCCACUUGUCGAGCCUAUAGUCCCUGGUACUCUGUACUACAAAGACCUGAUGAAAGAAAAAGCGAAGUCGAGAGAAGAACAACGGAAAGCGGAAGGCAAGACAACUGUAUCAGUUACAUCCACGCUAAGGGCAAAUAAACGCAACAAACCGAAGCGGCAGCCACGAAGUUUGAUGGCAAUUCGGGAAUCUCUUCGGCAAAUGAUGGAAGCCGAUGUUAUCCAAGUAGACAAUAAGACCGCUCGAAAAAAACUUGGAUCCAAAUAUGGGUCGACCGUCUCUCUAGCACCUUCUAACCAAUCACAGCAAUUGUUUCCACCUGUCGUACCACCAAUGGAUUCUAAACCAAAGCUAGACAAUGCAAAGAACUUUAUGACAAUGUUAAGCUCUAAAUCUCAAGAAAAUGAAAAUCCAGUCCGAGAGGUGGAUAUUACCCCACGUGAUCAAGAACAAAAGAAAGUUUCCCCGAGGAAACAAAAACCAGUGCUUAUAACAGAAACUGUCACCCCUAAACGUGACGCCGACCUGCCAAUGAUUACGGAAGAGCGAACACAAGAAGAGAUCGUGUUGCAAAAGAAACCAACAGGAAAGUAUGAUAAAAAUGAGGAUACUUUGGAUGGUAGAGUGGCUUUACCAGCCAUAAAAGUUACAUCAUCUGAUAAGAAACAACCCCGUGUCAAACCACAACAAAGUGCUAAUUCUGAAGACAUAGUUUUCCCAAACAAUAUAACAGGUGAGCGGGUGGUCCUUCCACCUAUCGAAGGAACGGAUGACAACACUCCCCCUGGUCGGAAGGGAAAGUGGGGCAGCGCAAUGAAAUUUGUAAACACAGAAAUACAGGAACGAUUGGCCAAUGAAAUGGAGAAUGGUACUUAUCAACAGGAAGUCGACAUCGAUUUCCACAAUAAAGCUAUGGUCAUGCUUGAAAACAAGAUCGAAUCUUUCAACGUUCAACAUGGUGGGCCCGCAAAGGGUCUGCCAAAAUUAGCGCGAUUCAAUGUCGAAACCCGGAGAUAUCGACGACGUCAGGAGGACGAAAUUAACACUCCAAAGCCUGGCGGGAAAGUUUGGAUCCGGAAGCGCAUGUGCAGGUUUGCUGAUAAUAAAGUACAGGUCAAGGACCACCAGCACGUGCGGCACUACAUUGUUAACGACCUCCCUCAGUUUGAUCAGGUAACACACAAAUCCGAGGAUGAGUAUGAUAGUUAUAGCUUGUUAUCACAGGUAAAAACCUGA